This is a messenger RNA of Chilo suppressalis (striped riceborer), 525 nucleotides long. The record is from the annotation of a GenBank genome assembly. NCBI's taxonomy places the organism in Eukaryota, Metazoa, Arthropoda, Insecta, Lepidoptera, Crambidae.
AUGUCAAAUAACCAAAGCGCUAAUAUGCCAACUAUCGGAACAAUAAACCAGGGUUCGAUCCAAUACGUGAACAACCCUUUACAAAGUCCGCAACUACAGUCCAGUUCACUGCAAGGAUCUCCUUCUCAACAUAGCCCUAUGGGAACGCAGGCUCAAACUGGAACUAAAGUUGGCCAGAGUGGAGCUGGUGAUCAGGCUACACAGUUGCUCAGCCGACCUCGUCUACAAGAAUUGGUCCGUGAAGUCGACCCCACAGUCCAACUUGAUGAAGAAGUAGAAGAAAUGCUUCUGCAACUUGCUGAUGAUUUUAUAGAUACAACAUUAAAUUCUGCCUGUGCUCUGGCGAAACACAGGCACGCUCCCACCGUGGAGCUCAAGGAUGUUCAGUUACAUUUAGAAAGACAGUGGAAUAUGUGGAUUCCUGGUUUCGGAAAUGAGGAGUUGAGGCCCUAUAAGAGAGCUGCAGUCACAGAAGCCCACAAACAGAGAAUGGCACUCAUCAGAAAGACUAUCAAGAAAUACUAG